ACGUAUGAAGAGGGAUGCCUGACGCCUGUGAAAAGAAAAAUUCAGCUGUCUAAAAUAAAUGAAAAUAAUAUUUCUGAAAAAAUCGCGAUAGUAUGAAUUUAUUUUGUAUGAAUAUUGUAAUUAAUAUUUUUACGCACAAAAUACAAUAUGUAUGACCAUGUUUUUGCGAAGCACAAAAUUUCCGAUUCAUAAUAUUCUUUAAAAAAUGAAAUAGCCAUUGAAGUUGCGCAGCUGUUACAUUUGUGAAUUAUAAACCGCCUGAAGGCAUAAAACUGCGUGGAGGUUCUGCCUUCUAAGAGUGGAAUAAUGUGUGCAGCUAUAUCAGCUCAAGAGAAGCUGCAGGCUGCAAUGCAGCACAAGAUAGUACCAAACCAGGAGUACCUGCUGCAGGGCAGUGUUCUGGACUCGUCCAAAGACGUGCUCAUCCACCGUCUGCGCGGCCUGGCAGAUAACGUGGACGAACAGGUGGAGACGUUCCAGGACCGGGAGCGAGUGCUCACACUGGGGCCAGUGAGCGGGCAGACGCUGACGCUGUACGUCAGGCAGGCGAUGGACGUCAGGCCCGGUAUGGAUCAGUCGGACACGCCCUGGACGAUGCGCUACAUUGGACAGCCCGAACUCGGUGACAAGAGUCGCCCGACGGUCCUGCGGAACAGCAUUGACGUCGGCUGCACCCCCAACGUGCUCGAGUUCCUCUCCGAGAUGGGCUUCAAGCAGGACUACGAGUUCAUGUGCAAGGGACUGAUGUUCCGCAAGGGACGCAUGAAGAUCCUUGUCUACAAAGUUUACAAGGUAAACAAGACUGCCGACAACUGGGAGCCGCUGAGUAUGUCCCACGUAGUAGAGCUGAGCGUCCUGGCGCCGCAGGGACACGACGCCGUGGCAGAGGACGUGCGCAACUUCGCCGAGCAGCUCAAACCGCUGGUGCAGCUCGAAAAGACCGACUACCGGCGACUAUGAUCGGAGAGAUACUGUCGCGAAGGAUAGACUAGUGGAGGGAUGCUCGCAGAGUGAGAUGAAGUCAUGUUGAGCCCAACCCUUGUGAGCCGCACUAUUGGUGAGCGGAACUCACAGUGGACCGAAUUCACGGUGAGCUAUUUCUUGUGAGCAGAACUCGUAAUCUGCAGUGGUACUUGUGUUGAGUGUAGCUCAAUGUGUGAUGGAUUCUCUCGUGAUAAGAUCAAUUCGCACUGAACUCCUUAGAGCGCUGAGCUCGUGGUUUCCUAAACUCGCAGCAUGUGUGGAUGCGAUUGUGGAUAAUGACUGACGAAACGGAAUGUGAAUUGUGACAGUGGCGACUUGUUUGCUGAUGACAGGUGAUGAAUCAAGCGAGCCUUUCGUUACUGAGCGCCCAUGGGCCUUGUGUUGGGUAUCUUUGACCCAGAGAAGGCUUAUCGGGACAAAUUAAUUUAUGCCACAUGUCUCAUAGAUUCAUCGUCGAUGUUGUUUUUCACCAUUCAUAACAGUGCCGACUUGUUUCGUCAUUCGUGCAUCAUAUGCAAAUUAUGUGGUGUGAUGUGUUGGGAUGAAAGCGAGUCCCUGUCGGUGGUCUGCCAUUCGCGUUAUGCGCAAAAUACACCGAUAUUUUUUGACACA
Messenger RNA from Amphibalanus amphitrite, 1596 nucleotides. RefSeq names its product mediator of RNA polymerase II transcription subunit 18-like (gene MED18). The record is from RefSeq and is a predicted model, not a curated record. Bases 307 to 960 code for a protein of 217 amino acids. NCBI's taxonomy places the organism in Eukaryota, Metazoa, Arthropoda, Thecostraca, Balanomorpha, Balanidae. Gene Ontology annotation, cellular component: mediator complex; core mediator complex. Gene Ontology annotation, biological process: termination of RNA polymerase II transcription; regulation of transcription by RNA polymerase II. Gene Ontology annotation, molecular function: transcription coregulator activity. The transcript has 6 exons.